Messenger RNA from Populus nigra (black poplar), 2034 nucleotides. Its product is annotated as peptidyl-prolyl cis-trans isomerase CYP57-like. Gene Ontology annotation, biological process: protein folding; protein peptidyl-prolyl isomerization. NCBI's taxonomy places the organism in Eukaryota, Viridiplantae, Streptophyta, Magnoliopsida, Malpighiales, Salicaceae. Gene Ontology annotation, cellular component: catalytic step 2 spliceosome. Bases 144 to 1667 code for a protein of 507 amino acids. The transcript is spliced from 10 exons. Gene Ontology annotation, molecular function: peptidyl-prolyl cis-trans isomerase activity. The record is from RefSeq and is a predicted model, not a curated record.
AUAUAUAUACAUCAAUAAUUAAUCGAAAAAAGCUCGAAGGCAACCAAUUCACAGAAACAAAAACACAAACACCUUUUGCUCAUUAAAAACUCCGCAACCUCCCACUCACUGCCCCUCAUCCUGCUCACUGGCCCUGCUGAAUAAUGUCAUCGAUUUACGUGUCAGAGCCACCAACGAAAGGCAAGGUAAUACUAAACACAACGUACGGACCUUUAGACAUCGAGCUCUGGCCUAAAGAAGCACCGAAAGCUGUUAGAAACUUCGUCCAACUCUGCCUCGAAGGUUACUAUGAUAAAACCAUCUUUCACCGUAUUAUUAAGGGCUUUCUUGUUCAAGGCGGCGACCCUACUGGCACUGGCACAGGUGGUGAAAGUAUAUAUGGAAGUGUGUUCGCCGAUGAGUAUCAUUCGCGUCUGAGGUUUAACCAUAGAGGGCUAGUUGCAUGCGCAAAUGCAGGUAGGCCGCAUUCAAAUGGAAGUCAGUUUUUUAUCUCGUUGGAAAAGUGUGAUUGGCUUGAUAAGAAGAAUACUAUUUUCGGAAAGGUUACUGGGGACUCGGUAUAUAAUCUUCUGUCACUUGGUGAGGUUGAAACUAAUAAGGACAAUGAUUGGCCAUUAGAUCCACCUCCAAGAAUAAUAUCAGUUGAGGUACUGUGGAACCCUUUUGAAGAUAUCAUUCCAAGGGUAACUCCCAAGCCCUCAAACAAACCUGCAACUGAUACUGAAAAUAAAGAUUCAAAGAAGAAAGCUGUGAAAAAGCUGAACUUGCUUUCGUUUGGAGAAGAAGCUGAAGAAGAGGAGAAGGAAUUGGCAGCUGUGAAGCAAAAGAUCAAGAGCAGUCAUGAUGUAUUGAAUGAUCCUCGUCUCCUAAAAGAAGAAAAUCCGAGUAAAGACACGAACUCUUCUGAAGGUAAAACAACUAGGGAUAUUCAGUUAUCUGUUAAAGAAGCUCUAAGCUCAAAGAAAGGCACUUUAUCUGUUAAAGAAGGUCCAAGCUCGAAGAAAGAAGCAUCAUGGAGAGAUUCAGCAGCUGAAUUUUCCAACAGUGAUGAUAAUGAAGAAGAUGAGGGCAUGUUUGAUGCACGAAUGCGCCAGCAAAUACUUCAAAAAAGGAAGGAGCUUGGGGAUGUUCCACCAAAGCCAAAGCAAAAUGGGAGCUCUAGCUCAAAGGAUCGUCAAGUCUCUGCAAGAUCCAAUAGUGAAAGCUUCAAUGAUGACCAACCAAAGGUGGAAAAAUUGUCAAUGAAGAAAAAGGGAGUAGGAUCAGAGGCCAGGGCUGCACGUAUGGCUAAUGCAGAUGCAGACUUACAGUUGUUGGGUGAAACUGAACGAGGAAGACUAUUGCAGAAACAAAAGAAGCGCCGACUUCAAGGGCGCGAGGAUGAUGUUUUAGCAAAACUUGAAAUGUUUAAAAAGGCCCUCUCUACAAAGGCUGAUGCCUCAAAGAGCGAAUCUGGAGAUGCUGAUAAUGAAGAUUUGUCUGACUGGAGAACUGUCCCCCUAACAUUUGCACAUGAACGUGGCAAGGAUGGUAUGUCUCGCAAAGAGGAUCCAAAUGACUAUGUUGUGCAUGACCCUCUUUUGGAGAAAGGGAAAGAGAAAUUUAACCGGAUGCAAGCCAAGCAAAAGAGACGAGAACGAGAAUGGGCUGGAAAAUCCCUUGCUUAGACUCUAAUAUGAAAUAUGCAAGAUGAGUUGGUUAACUUGCCUCCUUAUAUUUGCUCAUAGUUGGCUACAGAUAAUUCAUUAUUUCUGGCCAAAGUCAUUAGAAACUAUGGGAGCUGGUUCCUGGAGUUGCAUUGUUGACCUACAAUGUGUUCUCAUAUGUGAGGUUCACUUGAUGAGACCACCGUUUUUACCUGGAAACGAUGCUACUGAGCAGCUGCCUCAUGCUAUAAUCUUCGGUACUUGCUCUUUUAAAUUGCAUUUUCCUGCCUUUUUCCUAACUUAAACCUGUCAAAUUAACUUUGGUAACAGUACUAACUGUUGUACAUCUGUUAAAUAUGUGUGAUUAUUAGAUUGGAUUUGGAAACAA